Messenger RNA from Bolinopsis microptera, 2483 nucleotides. RefSeq lists its product as uncharacterized. The coding region runs from base 1 to 867 and encodes 288 amino acids. The record is from RefSeq and is a predicted model, not a curated record. The transcript is spliced from 4 exons. Lineage: Eukaryota; Metazoa; Ctenophora; Tentaculata; Lobata; Bolinopsidae.
AUGACAAGUCUCUCCAUCUUAUCCACGCUGGAGGAGGUGAUACCAGUAUCGGACGAGGACCUCAGAGCUGGUAUCGGAUCAUUGGCCCCUCAAAUUGUUACAGAAUACGUGUUCUACCUGAGAAAUGUAGAGAGAGAAAUCCGAUCGGAUAAGGAUGUAGCAGUAGUGGAGAAUGUACGGCUAAAAAGAGAGUUCGAAACAUUACAGAACGAACUAGACAGGAACAGGACCAGGGGAAAGCUAAACUAUGAUGCACCUGCACCGCCCUCUGCUCCACCCCAAUACGAUGCUUUACCCGACCAUUCCACUCCUAGCUGCUCGGGACUCAGUUUAAGUGCAGGUGACUCGCAACCAUCAUCCUCUACUAAUCGACCUGUUGUCCAAAUAGAAAUUAGCAGCAUAAUUAUGAAAUGGGAUGUUUACAUUUACAAGAUAUUCAACCAAAAAUAUCAUGGACCGCUAUUUUCUGCAAACGAUUUAGCUAAAGGAAAAUAUAAACUGGCUUUGGUAAACGAACGGUAUGACUAUGAAGAUGGAGGCAAGGAGAUAAUGUCAUUAUGGGGACCACGAGUGAAUGAACCUCAACCAAUAUUCAAUAUAAUGAGCGAGUUUGGUACUUUGUUUUGUGAUAAAAAUAUUGCUUCUUUUGCUGAAAAGAAAAAAGUAGAUUGGGUAAUUAAAAAGAUGAGCGACGGAGCCUAUAUGAUAUACAAUUGGAAAACGGGACAAGCAUUAAAGUGUGACGACGCUAAAGAUGACAGAGGCAAUCACCAAGUUCGGGCAAUCAAACCAAGACCGAAUGAUAAAAAAGAUGGAAGCAAUCGUUGGAUUUUACAAUUAAUGAAAAACCCGAUUAACCCGGUUUAGUCAGGAGGUUUAGCCAGGAGGUUUAGUCAGGCGGUUAAGUCACGAGGUUAAGUCACGAGGUUUAGUCACGAGGUUUAGUCACGAGGUUUAGUCACGAGGUUUAGUCAGGCGGUUAAGUCACGAGGUUUAGUCAGGAGAUUUAGUCAGGAGGUUAAGUCACGAGGUUUAGUCAGGAGGUUUAGUCACGAGGUUAAGUCACGAGGUUAAGUCACGAGGUUUAGUCAGGAGAUUUAGUCAGGAGGUUAAGUCACGAAGUUUAGUCACGAGGUUUAGUCACGAGGUUUAAUCAGGCAGUUAAGUCACGAGGUUUAGUCAGGAGAUUUAGUCAGGAGGUGAAGUCACGAGGUUUAGUCACGAGGUUUAGUCACGAGGUUUAGUCACGAGGUUUAGUCAGGAGAUUUAGUCAGGAGGUUAAGUCACGAAGUUUAGUCACGAGGUUUAGUCACGAGGUUUAAUCAGGCAGUUAAGUCACGAGGUUUAGUCAGGAGAUUUAGUCAGGAGGUGAAGUCACGAGGUUUAGUCACGAGGUUUAGUCACGAGGUUUAGUCACGAGGUUUAGUCACGAUCUUUAUCAGAUCCCAACACUGGUCGGAUGUUAGUGGUACUAAAUGAUAAACAUGGAGACGACGGUAGAGCACUAGUUCACGAAACUCCACAUAGCAAAGCAAACGAGUGCUGGAUGAUCGAGUAUAUCGACAAUGAAAACAAAAGUUUGGGGUGCAGAAUACGAAAAACUCAAGAUAGACAUAAAGAUAAAUACCUCGUAUCGAGAAGGCAGCGGGAUGAGGCAACGUUUUGGGUCGACGUAACGAAAGAUGUUGCAGAUGCGACUUUGUGGAAGAUUGAUAAACUUAGAACUUAUUACGACCAUGAAGGCGAAAAACACGUGAUAAUGAAACGCUAAAAUAAUAUUAACUCUAGUGGCUAGUACUUAACCGUCUUUCUGAUUAAAUGUUAGUCUGGAUAUCCAAAAACAAAAUUGAAGGCUGAAUAUUUGGAUUUUUAUCAGCAAAUAUCUUAUUGUACUGGUUGGGGAAAUUCUUUGUAGGUUUGCAAAAUUUACAAUGUGUUGUCUGUAUUUCUCAUUUCUCAUUUUAGUGCAUAUCAUCACAUCAUGAAUUUCACUUUAUUAUAUGAUUUGAUUGCUUUUGAUAUUUUUGUGUGAUUCUAUUUGAAAUUCUAUUUAAAAUUCAAGAUUUUCGUUGGCCCAUACUUGUGCAGGAGGUGCAUUUUGCCCUCAACAUCUGUGUUUUGGUGACCUUCAGGUCCUUUGAUUACAUACAUUUUGUCCUAGAAAAUCUGAUUUUAUCGGAGUCUUAUACUUUUGAGAAGAUUUAAUGUUGUUCAUUGUGUAAAUUUGUAUGUAAUUGAUUGAUUUGAAAGAUUUCAAUAAAAAAAAGAUGUUUUUACCAAGGUAGAUUCUAUUUGUAAUGUAUGAUCAUUGAUCCUGUUGAUAAUAAUAUCUAAUCAACACUUAAAUAUGAUACAAGAGGAACACCAUCUUAGGACGGGACGAGAAUUAUAACUCCUCGGAGUCCAUUUAGUUUAAAUUAAUUCCUUCAAUAACGUCCUCAAUAAAUGGAUUUAUUUGUAUUUGUGAAAAUAGUUUAAAACUA